Dioscorea cayenensis subsp. rotundata (Guinea yam) is the source of this 904-nucleotide messenger RNA. RefSeq lists its product as uncharacterized. The record is from RefSeq and is a predicted model, not a curated record. The transcript has 5 exons. Lineage: Eukaryota; Viridiplantae; Streptophyta; Magnoliopsida; Dioscoreales; Dioscoreaceae. The coding region runs from base 120 to 746 and encodes 208 amino acids.
AAAACAGGGCCAGCGAAAAAGCUAUCACAACCAAAUCGUGUCUUCAUUUCACUACUUCUCGAACCCGCGCGCGACUUCUCUCCCGAGAAAAAAGGACAACAAGCUUCUCCCAAGCGGCCAUGGCGUUGGCUCACUGCUCAUCCCGUUUGCUUCUCUCCUCCACCCCUCCUCGGCCUCUACGUCAUCGCCAUCUCCCCAUUUCUCCUCUGGGUUUCAACAACAUCUCUUUCUCUUUGCGUUCUUUGAGGAACCGUGAUUCCGUGCUCUCAUCCGCAUUUCGUCGAACACUUCAUAGAGCUACUGCAGAAGUUCAUGAAUCUGGUGGCAAUGCUGCUGUAGAUGUUUUAACCAAUGUGAAACACUUGCUUCUUCCAAUCACAGACCGGAAUCCUUAUCUAUCUGAAGGGACAAGACAGGCUGCAGCAAACACUACUUCUUUGGCAAAAAAGUAUGGUGCAGACAUCACAGUAGUUGUAAUCGAUGAUAACUCGAAAGAAUCAAACCCUGAGCAUGACACACUACUGUCCAAUAUCCGAUGGCAUCUCUCAGAAGGUGGCUUUCAGGAGUUUGGGUUGAUGGAGAGACUUGGCGAGGGAAAGAAGCCAACUGCGAUUAUAGGUGAGGUCGCUGAUGACUUAAACUUGGAUUUAGUCGUUUUGAGCAUGGAAGCAAUCCAUUCAAAGCAUGUUGAUGCGAAUCUGUUGGCAGAGUUCGUUCCAUGCCCUGUGUUACUUCUCCCUCUUUAGUGAAUCAUACAUCAUGUUGUACAUUCAUGUCUUUUCUUUUGAACUGAAGUGGCACUGAAGUUCUUCAUUCUCUUGGAACAUUCCCUUGUUCUGAAAAUUUCAUCUAUGAUCUUUCAAUUGCAGAACCCUUGCAGAUAAGUGAUCUAUUGAUUGGUUAA